UCCCUCCUCACCAGAGAUUUAACCACUUCUAGAUUGAAGAUUUCCGACCUCCGAAUUAAAAGCUUACGUGGUCGCCAGCCACCGUAGGGUCUCCGGUGAGGACGAAGGAAGUGAGAGAAUGGGGGAGAGAGAGAGAGAGAGCGGGAUGGACUGGGGAGCGACCGUGACGGCGCUGGCGAUGGAGAAUGGAGGGGAUGUUGGGUGGUGGAGGAGAAGUGGGAUGGGUCCCGGGGAGUUUUUAUUUUUCACUUUUUGAACGGUAAAAGAUUUUCUUGAUAGAUUUAUAGGCGUUUGGCUAAAUACAAACUCAAAUCCGUAACGAGAGAACUGCAGAAACCUGGGAGCACUAAAAUCCCGUCCCCCGUCAUCCUUCGCCCGCCGUGAGGGUCGGUUGUGAAUCAGCAGUUCCAGAAGUGCGCACGCCAACUUCAGAUAGUUUUUUGAAAGAGAAUGGAAAGAACAGAGACUAUAGAUAAUUUCAAAGUUGGAUCUCUGCCGACUUUAAUUUACAUUCCUGACUUCAUUACGGAUAAUGAACAAACCAUGCUUCUAAAUAAGAUAUAUGAAGCCCCUGUAUCGAAGUGGAAAUCUUUAAAGAAUAGGAGGCUACAAAACUGGGGCGGUACUGUCCAUGAAAAGGGUCUUCUACCACAGGAUUUGCCCUCAUGGCUAACCAAGAUUACAUACAAGAUAUAUGAAGAAUCAGGGCUUUUUCCAUUGCCAAUUAAUCAUGUCCUUAUCAAUGAAUACCUUCCUAACCAAGGCAUUAUGGCACACCAGGAUGGGCCUGCUUAUUAUCCAGUUGUAGCAAUCUUGUCCCUCAGGUCACCUGUUGUUAUGGACUUUACUCCCCAUUCAAGACUGACAUUGUGUAGAAGCAUAUGCACAAAUGAUGUUGAGGAUAUAAAUUCUGAUAGGGGAGUUACUAAGAUUGAUACAGAUAAGUCAAUGGAUGUACACCAUCCUUUUCCUGUCAUAUUAAUGCCGCGCAGCUUGAUGAUCUUCAAAGAUAAAGCAUACUCGGAUUACUUGCAUGCUAUCAAAGACGGUGAGGUACAAUGUUAUGAUGGGGCUGUAAAUGAAGUAGAAGCUCUACAUGGGCAAGUUAUGGAUCAUGCUUCGUCACAAUUGGAUGGAGCUGUUGAUGUAAUGAAAACUGGGGACCUCAAGAGUAUUCAUAGAACUACCCCUAGAAUUUCAUUGACAUGUCGAUUAGUUCCGAAAGUUUAUAAAAAUGUGUUCAGGUUUUAGUCUCUGGCAAGUCUAAUCUAUCUGGAAGCUUUUCACCUUUAAGAGCUUCAGACGAUGACCUAGUUUGAUGCGGGUGGUACUCACAGAGAUGUGAGAUGUAUUAUGGAUGAUUUAACAAACUUUGCCAUACUACAUAAAAAUAGAGCGAAUUCAUUUCUUUCA
Molecule: messenger RNA, 1413 nt
Organism: Prunus mume (Japanese apricot)
Lineage: Eukaryota; Viridiplantae; Streptophyta; Magnoliopsida; Rosales; Rosaceae
Product: oxidoreductase
Cellular component (GO): nucleus
Source: RefSeq, a predicted model, not a curated record